UUUUUUAGGUCGACUGUUUCCUGCACCUACGCCAACAUUGUUAACUUGUCGAACGCUUGUCGUCUGUUAAACCUCUUAAAGCGUGCAUUCGUUUACAUUUACUGAGGUUUAUGUCGGAUUAAACGCGAAUAAUGAGUUUCUUGUACCUUAAAGGUGCUGUGUUUUUCACCUUUAUACCUGUAGUGCUGAAUCUCGGACUUCUGGAUGAUGGGAAUUCUCUGAACUGUACACAAGAGGAAGUACCUUGUACAGCAGUUUUUAAUAAUUGCUUGUAUAAAGGAUGGUUAAUUCCUUCAGCUUUCACUCCCAGCGCACCAGAUGAUUUCAAAGUGAGUUUUGAUGUCAGAGAAAACAUGAAAGGUGAUUUGGAGCCAGUGAUUGUGGCAGAAUGGAAAGCAAAAGAUGAUGGAAGCAUAAGCCAUUUGAAUGGAACAGAGCUUAGUGUGAUGAAAUCAUCCACCAACGAACAUCUAUGCGUUCAUUACAAUUUCCUCAAACCCUUUAAGACCAUGAGAAAUCGUGCUGGAGAAAAGUGGUCUUUUUCUCUGGAUAAAGUUGUGGUAGAUCCAGGCAGCACAUAUGUCGUGACUGUCUCAAACCUUCCCAAGCCAAAUUUAGACCACACCUUUUAUAAUGUUAGAAAAACAUUUCAAGUUCCAGGUUGUGAUGAUCCUUUGAUGCGAAAGACCAAGAUCUGUUUUGAGAGAGGGGAUACAUGGCAACCCAAUAUUACAGUAGGGAGAACCAAAGAUCCACAUGGCAAAGAUAUUCUGUACGUUGCAUUCAAUCCCGGAGAGAAUGUUGAAAAAUACAACGUCUUUGUAAAUUGCAAUAGGAAAGAAACGAAGACUCUUUAUAAUGAGAGCAAGACUUUAUUAAAUGUGACAUAUGACUUGAAGAACUGGUCACGCACAUGCUGUAAUUUUGAUGUUCAGAUCCAGCCAUUUUUCCAAAAGUGUGCCAAUGACUGUCGUCGAAAGAGCCACAGUUUUAACAUUUGUGUUCCUGCUGUCCCUCCAGAGAAUAAUUGCACAAUCUGGAUCAUUUGGGUUGGAUUAUGCCUCUUACUUUGUGGCAUUGGUGUUUUCGCAGUUUAUCUGCGCUGCAGGAAACCACCACCAGCUGCAGAAAAGCCACCAGAAAAAGCUCCCCUGGAAACAACGCCAGUUCCACCCGGCCCACGCUCCAUAUUGAUCAUCUACUCUAGAGAUCAUCCUCUUUACACAGACAUCGUGCUAAAGCUCUGUGCCUUCCUCCGGGCCAAAUGUGGCACUGAUGUCAUGCUGGACCUACUGGACACAACUUGGCUCGGCACCAUCGGCCGACUGCAGUGGAUUGAGCAAAAAAAGCGACACAUCGAGCAGUCUUCAAACAAGAUCUUGAUCCUCUGCUCCCGAGGGGUUCAAGCCAAAUGGGGGGCAAUUUGCGGAGAGCCUCCCGUCCUCCUUCGGGAAGAUGUGCACUCUCCGGUUGGCGACAUGCUGACUCUCGCCCUACAGCUGAUCACACCUGAUAUGCAGCGUCCGGCGUCCUAUGGGAAGUAUUUGGUGGCUUAUUUUGACGAUGUAAGCACUGAAGCCGAUGUGCCGUCUUUGUUUGACAUUGCGGUCAAAUACAAGCUGAUGAAGCAUUUCGAAGAGCUCUACUUCCGCAUCCUCGAUGUGGAGAAGUAUCAGCAGGGGACGGAGCGCUGCAUCAAGGAUAUCGGAAAGGAUGAGUACUUCAACUGCCCCUCAGGGAAAGCCUUGAGGAACGCAAUCGAAACCUUCCAGGCGCACCAAAUGAAGAAUCCCGACUGGUUUGAGAAUGAGUUUGUGAACAGCGAGGAUGAAGCGAGAGUAGAAACGGAUGCACUUUUUGAGGUCCCACAAAUAUAUCAAUUAAUACCAAUGUGUAACAUCGGACCUCCCAUCCUAGUCAAAGAAGUGGACGUCCGUCCAGAAACCAAGAGCGUUUGUGCUGUAAUUCCUGAAAUUAAUGAGACGCCCGAAGAGUCGUCCAUGUUGAUUGUUAAUCCAAGAGUCCAUCCAAAAUACAGUGAAGUAGUUUCCUAUCAUCCCGCUGUGGAAUGUUCUAUUGAAAUACCAAGUGUGGCACCACAACUCUACCCAGGUCUCCUUGCUGAACCAGUAUCAGUUCCAGUGGAAACCUCAUAUCCUGAUGCAUUCCCAAUGGGAGAACCAUCAGACAUUUGUCUCACUGACUUGACAGCACCUCCACCUUCAAUGGAGGACAACUUCCAUCUGUAUCAAGAUAUGGACAUGUCCCAGCCUGUAGAGAUGGAGGAAAGUGAAAUGGAAGGAGCCUCUGAAACAAGGCCGUCACGGGGGUCUGAUCAGGGAUACGGAUCCAGAUAUUCCACAGUGAGGGAGGAACGCAAGUAUCAAGAGGAACAUUCCUCUCUGGCCAAAUUACAAAUGGAGCUUUUCCUGAACAGCCCCAUUUCUUCAGAUUUCUUCACUAAAACAAUGAGGAGCUGAUUUGGGUUGAAUGUUUUGGUUCUUGCUCAGCCUUAGCUGACACUCCCAAAACAUUCAAUCUGUUUGUGUCAGGAAUGACAACAGGAAACAGAUGGGCAAUGAGUUCAACCAUCGGCUAUUUUAUAAAGGAUUACUUGUUACACAUCACACAUGAUUCGACAUGAACACAAGAGUGUGUGAUUGGUUCACUUUUACUGUGGAGCAGAACAAGUACCUUGGUAAACAGCACAGCACAGCACAUGAUUUUUAAGCUUAUGUUUAGCUACUGAACACACGUCUAAGUAAUUUGGGCUUGCAAUGUUACUUUUGUCCUUGUUUUUUUUUUUUUAUAGGAAUUGCUGUAUUAUAUUGCACUAGAGUUACUUUCUUAAUAGUUUAUUCUAGAUAAAUCUCUCAACUUUGGAAGUCUGUAUAUAAUAGGAGUUUGUUUCUAAAUUUAUAAAGCAGCAUUCUUUGGUAA
Danio rerio (zebrafish) is the source of this 2940-nucleotide messenger RNA. It is a transcript of the gene il17ra1a, whose product is annotated as interleukin 17 receptor A1a. Gene Ontology annotation, cellular component: plasma membrane. NCBI's taxonomy places the organism in Eukaryota, Metazoa, Chordata, Actinopteri, Cypriniformes, Danionidae. The record is from RefSeq and is marked provisional. Gene Ontology annotation, molecular function: interleukin-17 receptor activity.